Messenger RNA from Scheffersomyces stipitis CBS 6054, 1419 nucleotides. RefSeq lists its product as uncharacterized. Gene Ontology annotation, cellular component: membrane. The annotation marks the transcript as partial. Lineage: Eukaryota; Fungi; Ascomycota; Pichiomycetes; Serinales; Debaryomycetaceae. Gene Ontology annotation, molecular function: carbohydrate:proton symporter activity. Gene Ontology annotation, biological process: transmembrane transport; carbohydrate transport. The transcript is spliced from 2 exons. The record is from RefSeq and is a predicted model, not a curated record.
AUGGGCUUGAAAAUCUACAAUCUGUAUGGAAUCACUUCCAUCGUAGCCAUCUGUGGAAUUCUCCUUGGAAUCGAAUCUUCAUCAUGGAUGAAUUUUCUCAUAUCAAGUCCCUUUACAAAUUACUUCGGUGUAAUAACAGCAUGGGAAAACGCCAUUGUCAUGUCUAGCAAUGGUAUUGGUGCAGUUGUUGGUUGUGUUAUUUGUGGAAUCUACUGUGAUGCUUUAGGCUGUAUCAGCAGCUUCCAGUUAGCUGGUGGUUUCUGGGUUGGGGGUUCUCUUGUUUCCUGUUUUCUGAGUUACAUCUAUAUGGUGGUAAUUGGAAGAUUAAUAAAAGGUUUGGCUAUGGGAAUACUUUCUUCCUUGAUUCCAGUUUAUGUGGCAGAAACAAUCGUCAAGAAAGCAUCUUCUAUAUCGUUUGUUCAGUUAAAUGCAGCAAUCUCUGGUUUGGCAAUGUACUAUAUUGCAUACUUCUUUCCUGUCUUGAUGCCAAACGAGUACUCCUUUCGUUUCGCCUGGGCUAUAGAAGCACUACCAGCUAUAGCAAUAUUUAUCUUAAGCUUCUUCUUGCCAGAGUCUCCCAAAUGGUUAGCAACAAAGUCAAGAUGGGGGCAGGCUGCAAAAAACUUAGACAAAAUAAAAGCAUACCAGAAUGGAAAACCUCAGGAGAAAACUAAUCGUGAUGAUCGUGAAUAUGUCCUUCGAGCAUACACUUCUGGACCAGAAAUUCGAAACUCUUCAUAUGACAAAAUUUUUGGCAAGAAGUAUUGGAAACACACUGUUCUGGGAAUCUCAACUCAAGUAUUUGUGCAGCUAACUUCUGUUCAGGUGCUAAUGAACUACUUUCUAUUCAUCUGUGAACUAUGUGGAAUUGAAGAACACAGCCUAAUCUUUGUAUCGUCGGCUCUGAAUGUUGUUCAAGUAAUUUUCACUUUGGUUCCUUUGUUCAUCUUGGACAACACUAGAAGACGAGACAGUUUGACUUUUGGUUUAAUCAUAUUGAGUGUUUCGUUCCUCGCACUUUUUAUCAUAAUUCUUACUUUUGGUGAGCACUUUACUCACGAAGGAUUCGACUUGCUCUUUCGCUUCGAGAUGUUUGAUGAACCAGCUUCUGCAGUACUUGCAAUUUUCUUAUUUAUUAAUGCUGUUUACUCUUCAACUGUUCUUUCAGCCAGUUGGCUCUAUGCUGGAGAAUUAUUUCCAGGUCCAGCUAGAGCUAAAGGUGCUUCAAUAUGUAUGUGUGCUUCGUGGAUGGUAAAUACUACGAUGGGCCUCGUUCUUCCAAUACUAUUCAAGUAUAUUGGCCCAUGGACUUUUGCCACAUUGGCUUUGUUUUCUUUUGUGGGCGGAAUAGCACUAAUGUUUCUCCCUGAAACUAGAGAUUUGGGCGAAUAUGAGUUAUACUCAAUAUUCAAUUUUAAU